This is a messenger RNA of Rana temporaria (common frog), 2627 nucleotides long. RefSeq names its product solute carrier organic anion transporter family member 1A2-like. Gene Ontology annotation, molecular function: bile acid transmembrane transporter activity; protein binding. Bases 352 to 2259 code for a protein of 635 amino acids. The record is from RefSeq and is a predicted model, not a curated record. Gene Ontology annotation, cellular component: membrane. Lineage: Eukaryota; Metazoa; Chordata; Amphibia; Anura; Ranidae. Gene Ontology annotation, biological process: bile acid and bile salt transport; transmembrane transport; sodium-independent organic anion transport. The transcript has 15 exons.
CUGCUGCAUUCAUUUUAUCUGUGUUUUUAUUUGUGUGUUUCUAAAUUGGAAAAAGUUAGGGAUUUUUAAUGUUAAGAUAUUCAUUCUAUAGCAAUGUCAUGUAUACCUGUUGUGUCACCAAGUGAUGCACAUUGAGCUGUGAACAGGACUACAAAGGAUAACUAUUGUGUCACCUGCUGAAUGUAAUGAGAGCUGACUUCUUCACAACCAUCUAAGAUUGUCCUCAGAUGCCCCCAACUAAGGCCAGUGCAACCUAUGUGAGAAGACUCAGCUGGAAGCUUUUAUCCCUCAAGUCCUGGGAGGAUUUCAGCUUCCGGAAAAUACGUUUUUGAAACAAACGGAAAAUUUAGCAUGACACAAUCUUCAUCUCCCCCGAAACAGCGAAAAUGUCACCUGUCCAAACUGAAGGUUUUUCUCAUCUCCUUGUCCUUUGCCUACAUCACCAAAUCUUUGGCACUUGUCUAUUCCCGCAGCAUGAUCACCCAGAUAGAAAGACGUUUCAAUAUCCCCUCCAAGCUGGUCGGGGUCAUCGAUGGCAGCUUUGAUAUUGGCAAUUUAUUGGUUAUCACUUUGGUCAGCUACUUUGGAGCAAAAUUACAUCGGCCAAGAAUGAUCGCCAUCGGAUGUUUGAUCAUGUUUGUGGGAAGCUGUGUGACAGCGCUACCCCAUUUUAUUAUGAAGAGAUAUCAGUUUGACAGAGCUGUCGACUACACAUCAGACAAUAUGACAUCUCAUACACACUUGUGUCUGGCCAAUCACAGCCGUUCCUCCGCUGAGUUGGACUUCCCGGAAGAGUGUGCAGUCGGCUCCUCUGAAUCGUUCAUGUGGAUUUUUGUUCUGCUUGGAAAUAUUCUACAAGGAAUUGGUGAGACCCCAGUAGAGCCUCUGGGAGUCUCCUAUGUGGAUGAUUUUGCAAAAGUGGAAAACUCACCAUUUUAUAUUGGAAUAAUACAGACUCUGUCCAUCCUCGGGCCACUGCUGGGUUCCUUGUUGGCAUCUUACUUGGCACAAAUCUUCGUGGAUGUUGGUUUCAUAAAUCUGGAUGAGAUAUUUAUAACAAUGACAGACACGCGUUGGGUUGGAGCUUGGUGGAUGGGUUUCCUGGUCAGCGGAGUCCUCAACCUCUUUGCUGCUGUACCAUUCUUCUUCCUUCCAAAGACUCUGCCUAAAGAGGGGGAAGAGGGUCUGACUGAGUUGAGGGAGACACUGCAGCCACCACCAGUACCUGACAACAAUACAGAGACUGCCAAGAGCAAGGAGCUCACAGUGCAAGGAUUUCUAUUCUUUUUAAAGAAUCUGUUGAAAAAUAAGGUCUACAUGCUGUUCAUUCUGGUCACAGUCAUUCAGUUCAGCGCAUACGUCGGUUUAUUUUCAUUCUUCCCCAAAUACCUGGAGCAGCAGUAUGGGAAGUCUGCAUCAGAGGCCAUUUUUUUGAUAGGGGUGUACAGCCUGCCUGUCAUUGCUGUGGGCUACUUCCUGGGUGGAUUUUUAAUGAAGAAAUACAAGGUCUCCACCUUUCUGGCUGCCAAGAUUGGUUUUUUCACCUCCAUAACAGAAUAUCUUAUCUAUUUUCUGGCCUUCGCUAUGUUGUGCAAGAAUGCAACAGUGGCCGGACUCACUGUGACAUAUGAUGGAAUUGAGAGCACUUCCUAUUCAGAUAACCUAACGGCAGACUGUAACCUGAACUGCAACUGCCCUACCGAUGUCUGGGACCCUGUGUGUGGUGAUAACGGAGUGGCCUUUGUCUCUGCCUGUUUAGCUGGCUGUUCCUCCUCCAGUGGAAGUGGACAGGGUGUGGUUUUUCACAACUGUAGCUGUGUCCUGUCCUCGAACAGCACCGCCAUACUGGGACAAUGUCCUCGGGAGGAGAAAUGUGACACAAUGCUGCUAUACUUCAUGAUCCUCAACCUGGUCUGCUGCUUCAUCUACUCGCUGGGGGCAAUGCCAGGAUACAUGGUGCUCAUCAGGAGUCUCACCCCUGAGGAAAAGUCUUUCGGUCUUGGACUCCAUCUCUUAGCUGCACGUGCGAUUGGUGGGAUCCCCUCCCCGAUAUUCUAUGGAGCCGCCAUAGACUCAACCUGCAUAAAAUGGGGAACGAACAACUGUGGUGAGCCAGGGGCAUGCCGAAUGUAUGAUUCUGAUGCUUACAGAUAUCUGUACAUCGGGAUCCCCUCUGUGCUGCGAUUCGUCUCAUACAUCCCUUGUGUGUUCAUCCUCAUGGCCCUCGGAAGGACUUCCCGCUCAGAAGUGGUGGGAUAAUCUCCAAUAAUCUCCAAGAAUGAAGGAGGAGAGAUUGAAAUUAUCACAAAAUCUUCUACAUAUUCCUUAGGAAAAGCAACUUCCAUAGAACUUAUAUAUAUAAUGGGAGAAGGGUGGAUUUGCAAUUGUAGCAGACCAUUCGGAAGAUGCUGGACCAAGAGCCAGGGCACCCGCAUGCAUCUGGCCAAACCAUGAUCCAUCCUGGGAACUCAGCUCGUGGACAAAUUUUAUUAUUAUUCUGAAUAAAAUCAAUGUGAAUUGAAUUCCGAAUCAGCCAUUCGAUUGUCAUUAAAACAGAACUCCAGUAAAAAAUAACAAGAUAAAAUUUAAUAGCCCUUAAAAAUAAUUAAACAAUUUUUUUGCUGCAA